Molecule: messenger RNA, 867 nt
Organism: Plectropomus leopardus (leopard coralgrouper)
Lineage: Eukaryota; Metazoa; Chordata; Actinopteri; Perciformes; Serranidae
Source: RefSeq, a predicted model, not a curated record
AUCAAGUGUAAGGAGACAGAAUGGUCUGCAGUAGGAAGUACAUCCUGCAGUCUGCGGGAGGUGGAGUACAUCCCAUUCACAGACGGUGGGGCUAUACUGAUCAUGGUCGGGGCCUGUGCGUUGGUGGGCCUCUCACUAGCCAUGUCCGCUCUGUUUGCCAUCAACUACAACACACCUGUUGUCAGAUCUGCUGGGGGACCAAUGUGCUUCUUAAUUUUAGGCUGCCUCAGUCUGUGUAGCCUUAGUGUGUUCUUUCACUUUGGUAAGCCAACAACUUCAUCUUGUAUCUUUAUGUUCUUACCAUUUCUCUUGUUCUACACAGUUUGUCUAGCAUGCUUUGUUGUGCGCUCUUUUCAGAUUGUUUGCAUUUUUAAAAUAGCUGCCAAGUUCAAAAUGGUCAGCAGAUGGUGGAUGAAAUAUCACGGACAAUGGCUGAUCAUCUCUAUGGCAUUUGUUACUCAGGCACUCUUACUUAUAAUUAGCAAUGCUUGUGCACCCCCCAAACCCUCCAAUGAAACAAUGUGGUACCCAGACAAAAUCAUUCUUGGUUGUGACAUUAAUUUCAAAACAUCCUCAGGUGCUUUGGUUUUACUUUUAUCUUUGUGUUUCCUUUGCUUUAUUUUCUCCUACAUGGGAAAAGACCUCCCAAAAAAUUACAAUGAGGCCAAAGCAAUAACCUUCUGCCUGCUCCUGCUGAUCCUCACCUGGAUCAUCUUUGCCACUGAAUAUGUACUCUACCGUGGCAAGUACAUCCAAACACUUAGUGCUCUAGCAGUACUCUCCAGUCUCUUCUCCUUUCUGUUGUGGUAUUUCCUCCCAAAAUGUUACAUUAUCAUUUUUCAACCCCACAGAAACACACAGGAAUAC